Molecule: messenger RNA, 1217 nt
Organism: Pseudopodoces humilis (Tibetan ground-tit)
Lineage: Eukaryota; Metazoa; Chordata; Aves; Passeriformes; Paridae
Gene: FANCL
Product: FA complementation group L
Biological process (GO): interstrand cross-link repair; protein monoubiquitination
Cellular component (GO): nucleus; Fanconi anaemia nuclear complex
Molecular function (GO): ubiquitin protein ligase activity
Source: RefSeq, a predicted model, not a curated record
AUGGCGGGAGCGCGGGCUCUGCUCCGGCACUGCCCGCUGCUGCUGCCGCAGGACCGCCGCGGCACCGCCUACGAGGGCUUUGUCACUGCCCAGGGUAGAGACUUCCACAUCAGGAUACUGCUACCAGUGGAUUUGCAACUGAAAAAUGCCAGGAUAGAGUGCAGCUGGCAUCUGAAGAAGAUCCUGCAUGGAUAUCGCCACAUUUUAAAGCAGAGGCUGCAGAGCUGCCCAGAUCUUGUCAGCUUUAUGGUGGAACUGAAAACUGUUUUGGAAAUUGCUUUAAAAAACACACAAGACCUGCACAUCCCACGGCCUCCAGAAUACUACUCCUGUCUUGUCAGAGAUCUAGAAAUACUGGGCUGGAAUAGAGUGGCCUAUGUAGACACUGGGCUGACCACAGUCAAGUUAAAAGCUGAAGACUCUUGUGGUCGACAGCAUCUCAUCACUCUCAAGUUAAAUGCAAAGUAUCCUACAGAACCACCAGAUUGCCUUGUGGAUUUUCCUGUUCCAUUUGCUGUUUCCUGGAUGCCACAGAACUCCUUAAUAGACAUUUACAAUCAGUUCCUGGCAGCAUUGGAGUCCCUGAAGGAAUUCUGGGAUGCCCUGGAUGAAAUCGAUGGGAAGACAUGGGUGCUUGAGCCAGAAAAUCCCACACGGAGUGCUACAACCAGAAGAAUUGCAAUAGGGAACAAUGUCUCAGUGAAUGUAGAGGUAGAUCCUCGCCAUCCAAACAUGCUUCCAGAGUGUUAUUUCCUUGGAGCAGACCACGAAGUGAACCCUCUGAGAGCAAAACUCAACAACAACAUGCACUUGUGGGAUCCAGAAAUCAGCUUGUUACAAAACUUAAGAGAGCUCCUGGAAAUUGAUUUUCCAUCUCGUGCUAUGUUGGAAAAAAGCGACUUUGCCAAGGACUGUGGGAUCUGCUACGCCUAUCGGCUGGACGGCAGCACGCCCGACCAAGUGUGCGACGAUCCUCGCUGUGGGCAGCCCUUCCACCAGGCCUGUCUCUAUGAGUGGCUACAAGGCCUUCCCACCAGCAGGCAGAGUUUUAAUGUCAUCUUUGGUGAAUGUCCCUAUUGUAAUAAGCCCCUGACACUGAAAUCUUCAAUGAAGAAACUCUAGGAAAAAACUGUGUGGUGGGAGCAGCACUGCACUCCCACUGAAGACACAGGAACAGCAACAUCAAAGCAGAGACAAGGACAGGACAAUGAGCAGCA